Messenger RNA from Elaeis guineensis (African oil palm), 2121 nucleotides. The record is from RefSeq and is a predicted model, not a curated record. Lineage: Eukaryota; Viridiplantae; Streptophyta; Magnoliopsida; Arecales; Arecaceae.
AUGGUUCUUGGCAUGGCCCAUUUAGACCCUGACCCGGUGGGCCUGGAUCGGGCCGUGCCAGGCAUGACCCAGUGCCUAUGUAUAGCUCAAGCAGCUGCCUUUCAUGCGAGCAGCAGCAACAAAGGAAACUUUAAAUUCAAGCCAGGUAGGAAAACCAAAUGCGAGCAUUGCGGGAAGGUUGGUCAUGAAAAGACAAAAUGCUGGGAAUUGGUGGGCGAUCCAACAGCUUGGGAGUCUCGACGUGGUGGAAGGAGCAAGAAGAAUGGCAGUGCAGGAGCUACCACACAUGCGGUGCAAACUGUUAAUGAUGCCUCAUCACUUCCAACUACAGCACCACAAUUUUCAGGCCUCACCAAUGAUCAAUAUCAACAACUAGUGAUACUUCUUAGUUCAUUCAAGAAUUCUACUGACCAACUUGCAGGUGAGGGGCUCGCAUUUGAUGGUAGUUAUUGGAUACUAGAUACCGGCGCCUCCAUGCAUAUGACCGGCUACUUGGAUCUCCUUAUCAAGCCAGCGACUAUCUCACGACCCUGCCUAGACCUCACCUCGAGGAGGCUGAUUGGAGCGGGUGAACAGUAUGGGGGAGUCUAUCGGCUUGGACAUAUGGCAACAUUAUCCGCAUUUUCAGCUGUCAAGAUAGAUGCUUUUGAUAUUUGGCAUAAGUGGCUGGGACAUCUGUCGCACCAGGCCUUGUCUCUUAUCUCAAGUAUUCCAAUAAAUAAAGCAGAGAAUGUUAUUUAUGAUGUUUGUUUUCAUGCCAAACAGACACGAAGCUUAUUUCCUAGGGAGAGGCAGACGGUGCUCACGGUUGCUUUCUUUUUCUUGCCCGAUCCAACUAGAAAGGAGAAGGGCACCACGAAUGGUGGGUGGCACGUCGAGAUUGCCACGUGUACCACUGCUCAUCCCGUUGAGAGAGCUGAGAUCGCCGCUCUGGUGAAGGAGACAGAGAUCGUCACAGAUGACGAUGGCUAUGCUUGGAAGGUGCUGAAUGCGCCACCGAUUGCUCCGCCGGUAGUUGUGGUGGCUGGGGUAAAAACUCAAUUUGAUCAUGUCAUUAAAGUCAUUGGAAGGUAUAAUGGGCAAGAAUCUGUAUCUAGCCAAGUGCAAGAAUUUUAUUUUGAUAAUAGCAUAGUGCACCAGACAUCUUGCACUGAUACUCCGCAGCAAAAUGGACGAGUGGAACAUGAACAUCGCCACAUUGUCAAUGUGGUGCGUGCACUACGAUUUCAAGCCGGAUUGCCCGUCAAGCCACGGAGCAAAGAUAGAUUUCAUGAGCAGGCCCAGCGAUGUAUUUUCAUAGGCUAUCCUUAUGCAAAGAAGGCCUGGAAGGUUUUUGAUUUGGUAACAGAAGAAAUCUUCACCUCUUGUGAUGUUAUUUUUCAUGAAGGUUAUUUUCCUUUCUUACAUUCAUCAAGUGAUGAUGAGGUAUCACCACCUAUCAUACCACUUCCACCUGUUCUUGAUUCAUGUUCUACUUCCAUAGUUGACUCCAUGCCAAGUCCAAAUGAGAUAAAACAUAGUCCUCCAAAUCUCACUAAUAGUCUUGUAGAAACAUCCACAAAUAGGACAACUAAUGAAGUAAGGGGGAGUGCAAUAGCACAUGCUCCAUACUCAGCUAAUGAUGAAGCACAUGAUCAGCAACAAAUUGUUAUACAAUCCAGUAGACCAUGCCGCAUCAAAAGGCCCCCAUCACACUUGAAGGAUUUUGUUUGCCACACUGUCCAAACCAAUGACUCUUCUCUGCCGUCUACUUCUCUAGCAUCCUCAGAUAUGUCCUAUCUUAUUAAGAAUUUUGUCACUUCUCAACAUUUUUCUGCUUCUCAUCAAGCUUUUGUAGCUACCAUAGACUCUGAUGUUGAGCCGAGGACAUAUUCUAAAGCCGUCAAAGAUCCAAAGUGUGUGCGAUGCUUACUUGUGGUCACCCUCGCCAAAAACUACAAGGUCCACCAAUUGGAUGUGAAUAAUGCCUUCUUCCAUGGCGAUCUCGACAAAGAGGUUUACAUGCAACUACCCCCAACUUCACUUCUAAUGGUCCCAACAAAGUUUGUCACCUACAUAAAUCUUAAUAUGGCUUGCGACAAGCUUCUCGCAAUUGGUUUUCUAAGCUUUCAUCAGCAUUGA